Sphaerodactylus townsendi is the source of this 3422-nucleotide messenger RNA. RefSeq names its product SH2 domain containing 3C (gene SH2D3C). The transcript has 10 exons. The coding region runs from base 65 to 2209 and encodes 714 amino acids. Gene Ontology annotation, biological process: small GTPase-mediated signal transduction; positive regulation of peptidyl-serine phosphorylation. Gene Ontology annotation, molecular function: phosphotyrosine residue binding; guanyl-nucleotide exchange factor activity. The record is from RefSeq and is a predicted model, not a curated record. Lineage: Eukaryota; Metazoa; Chordata; Lepidosauria; Squamata; Sphaerodactylidae.
GCAGCGGCGGCGGCUGAAGUUAAAGCCCGGCCGGGGCUGAGAGAGGCGGGAGGGGGUCGCCACCAUGACGGACCGCUGCAGCCUCUGGAGCGCCCUGUCGGCGGCCGCCUGCUGCUUCUACCGGGGCUCCUUCAUGCAAGUGCAGUUCUCCAAGGAGAAGUACAUCCUGGAUUCAUCCCCGGAGAAGCUUCAUAAGGAGCUGGAAGAGGAAUUGAAACUCAGCAGCACGGAUCUUCGCAGCCACGCCUGGUACCACGGGCGCAUCCCCCGGGAGGUGUCGGAGAGCCUGGUGCAGAGAAAUGGGGACUUCUUGAUUCGCGACUCGCUCACCAGCCUGGGGGACUACGUGUUAACGUGCCGUUGGCGGAACGAGCCCCUCCACUUCAAGAUCAACAAAGUGAUGGUGAAGUCCAGCGAGGGCCGCACCCACAUCCAGUACCUGUUUGAGCAGGAGAGUUUCGACAAUGUGCCGGCCCUGGUGCGGUUCUAUGUGGGCAACCGCAAGCCAGUCUCGGAGCAGAGCGGGGCCAUCUUCUAUUGCCCUAUCAACAGAACCUUCCCGUUGCGCUAUCUGGAGGCCAGCUACGGACUUGCCAACGGGAAACACAGCGGCUCGCAUGGCCACUCGAGCCAGAAAGGGGGGCACAUCAAGCGGAGGAGCAUCACUAUGACGGACGGAUUGACAGCUGACAAGAUCAUAAGGGGGGAAGGGUGCCCAACAAGCGUCUCCUUGCCACAUCACCGAGACAUCAUCCGCAACUGUGCAGUCAGCGUAGACCAGAUCCAAGACCUACAGUCUCCGAUGUCUCCUAUUUCUGAGAACCCUGCAACUGCAGCCUACAGCACUGUGACACGGCUAAAACCACAAGCAGGGCAGACCGGCGGCAGCCUCGCCCCAGCGUCCCCUGUCAUAAGGAGAUCCAGCGAGCCACAACUGUGCCAAGGGAACCACAAUGGCAAGGCUGAGCAACCCGACAGCGCCCACUCCACGCCUUCCCACGGAUACUCCCGGGCAUCUCCUUCUCCCUCUGUGAACAGUUACAGCGACCCAGACUCUGGGCACUAUUGCCAGCUCCAUCCCCCUUCCCCAAUCAGCUGGGAACUGCCCGCUCAGGACGGCAAGCAGGCGCCAGCCAAGAGUUACGUGGACAGGUUAAAGGGGGACGAGAGCCAGAAGGGGGCGCUGACGCAGAACGGCUCCGAGUCGGAGGCCGGACCCAGGAAGAGGCCCCAUCAGGAUGCUCCGGGCUUCACGGUCCCCGUGGUGGAGAGAACCUCUUCUUUCAACCCGGCCGUGUUCCACUCCCUUCUUAUUCCUCUGGAAAACAAGCCCUUGGAAAUGGCCGUGCUUAAAAAAGUCAAGGAGCUCCUGGCCGAGGUGGACGCGAAGACGCUCGCUAAGCACAUCACCAAAGUGGACUGCCUGGUUGCUAGGAUACUGGGCGUUACCAAGGAGAUGCAGAGGCUCAUGGGAGUGAGCUCGGGGAUGGAGCUGCUCACUUUGCCCCAUGGACAUCAGCUCCGCCUUGACUUGCUGGAAAGGUUCCACACCAUGUCUAUCAUGAUCGCUGUGGAUAUUCUGGGCUGCACGGGCAGCAUGGAGGAGAGGGCCUCCCUCCUGCACAAGACCAUCCAGCUGGCGGCAGAGCUGAAGGGCACCAUGGGCAACAUGUUCAGCUUUGCUGCUGUGAUGAACGCACUCGAAAUGACCCAGAUCUCACGACUGGAACAGACCUGGAUGGUUUUACGCCAGCGCCACACGGAAGGGGCCAUCCUCUACGAGAAGAAACUGAAGCCUUUUCUAAUGGGUCUGAACGAAGGCAAAGACGGACCCCCCCUAUCCAACACCACCUUCCCACACAUUGUGCCCCUCAUCACACUCUUGGAGCGGGACACGGCUCUUCCAGACAACCCUGAGCCCUGGGAAAACGUGGAUGAUGGCGUGGAGGUGGUCAUGGCCCACCUGGAGGCGGCACGGAUGGUGGCUCAUCACGGGGGAUUGUACCACACAAAUGCAGAGGUGAAGCUGCAAGGCUUCCAACCAAGACCGGAACUACUCGAGGUCUUCAGCACGGAGUUCCAGCUGCGUCUUCUGUGGGGCAGCCGAGGCGCAGAGAGCAGCCAGAGCGAACGCUACGACAAGUUCAACAAAGUCCUCACGGCGUUGUCCCACAAACUCGAGCCGACGGUGCGCUCCAGCGAACUGUAGCUGACAGCGCAAACUGUGGACUACACAAGCAAAGAAAGAUGUCACCAAAUCAGCAGCCUGCAGCUUCCUCUUUUCAUCAGCCCAUUGCUCAGGGAGGGGGGGCUUUCAGGUUGACGUGCGCAGAGCACCAGGGUUGGAAUCUGCAUCUGCAAAGGCAGCAAGGAAUGAAGGGGACCAGCCAAGGAGUCCGUCAUCGUGAAAGGCCUUUUUCUGCAGCAGUUACUGACAAUCAGUAUCCAAGAGGCAGAAGCAGCUGUUUCUUGCUUCGAAAAGGAACCAACGUAUCCAGCUGCACCUUGCUGUCGCUACCACCUUUGCAAAGUGGCAUGGAGAUGCGUUUCUGCAACUGCACCAGCCAGACCUUUUGCAACUCCUCUUGGGUGAUUUGCCCCCCUGAACACAAACGGCUGCAUAGCACAGCUGGUGCAAACGACUCCAGAUAUGUGGCAAUGUAAAAACUCACUAUGGAUCCACACCUUGGCCACGGCUGACUUUGAGGACUCCCAGGUCCCCUUUAAACCAGAAUGUACAACUGAUCUUCUCUCAUUGCUUUGUUGUCAGGCAUCUUCUGGGGGUGACUGGUCUCUCCCCCACCUCCUUUGGCUGCAAUCCUAUUUAGGAAUAAAUCCCACUGAAAUUGGUGGAACUUACUUCUGUAUGAAUGUCAAAAAAGGGGCUUCUUGUGUGUGUCCCUUCAUAUUUGACAGAGGCCACUGACUCCAGGUUCCUUUGUCCACAGCCAACUCUAGUCCAAAGAGCUGAGCUCACCAAUUCUUCUGUGCCAAAGACUUGGGAUUUGGCUGGGGUAAUCUCCCCCCUCCCCCCCACUAUGGUGCUUAUGCAGUGGCAACUGAUCUAUACCCAUUCCUCCUAUAUGCCUGGAAACAAGCAAGAUGAUGUCAUUGUAUUCAGUGUUUCCUUGCUCCUAUAAGUGGCAUCCAAUGAACGGUGUCCAGCAUAUUUCUAAAUGUUACUUGGAAGAUGCAGCAGAGACAUGCAUGUCACUGACUCAUGUGUUGAGAAAGUUUGGAUUUAUACCCUGCUUUCCCCAACUUUGGGGAGUCGUAACAGCGUAUAAACACUUUCUUUUUAUCUCCCCAUAACAGACACCUUGUGAGGUCAGUGAGGCUGAGUUCUGUGAGAACUGUGACUAACCCAGCAGGCUUCAUGUGUAGGAACAGGGAAACAAAUCUGAUUCACCAGGUUAGAGUCU